Messenger RNA from Arabidopsis arenosa, 660 nucleotides. The record is from the annotation of a GenBank genome assembly. NCBI's taxonomy places the organism in Eukaryota, Viridiplantae, Streptophyta, Magnoliopsida, Brassicales, Brassicaceae.
AAGCAGGUCUCCUUUAAGAAUUAAGGAAUUAUCACAACACAACCAAAAUGUCUCUUGUGGAUCAAAUACUUGGCGAUGGAGCAGUGGCAGAUCUCUGUCGUCAGUGGAAGGACAAGAUAAACUCGGGGAUCACACUUGUAAUGGCCACACUAUUCUGGUUCCUCUUGGAGAUCAUGGAGGCUCGAUUUGUUCCGCUUUUCUGCUCAAUCUUGUUACUCCUUAUGCUCCUCCUCUUCCUUUGGGCCAAGUUCGGAGAAAUCUUUUUCACUCGGAGACCUCCCACUCUAGAAGAGCUAAAUCAACCAGAUUCCCCACUUAAAGCCUUGUUCUUAAAGAUGGAGGGCCAUCUCCUAAUGCUGUAUGAGAUUGCAUAUGGGAAAGACAACAAAACCUUUCUUAAGACCAUCCUUUAUGUGACCAUCAUAUACAUCAUUGGGAGCUACAUCAGCCUCCUCACAAUUUUGUAUAUAUGCUUAGUCUGCUCGAUGACGAUUCCGAUUUUGUACCAGCAAUUUCAAGAGGUCAUUGACAGUUUCAUGGGGAAGGUAUCAGAAGAGAAGGACAAGUUACUUGAAGUAUUCAAAACCAAAGUUGUCUCUAAAAUUCCUAGGGCCCCCAAGGUGGAGUAGUUCAUGACCGGAAUGAAAGCCAACCUCACCU